ACUUAUAAAUUUGCUAUAACAACUUAUAGUUUUACACUAAUAUUGAGAAUAUCAAAUAUGUCUAAGGGAAGAGGCAGUGCAUCUAUGAACAUAAUCACUAUGAUGCUUUCACUACUUCUCCUUUUGAUCCUACUUGAAAGUGCUAAUGCAGCAACUUACAACGUUGGAGGACCUGGUGGAUGGACCUACAACACUGAUACUUGGCCUACUGGAAAAAAGUUUAGAGCUGGUGAUGUUCUCAUUUUCAACUAUGAUUCAACGAUACAUAAUGUUGUGGCUGUGGACAAAGGUGGAUAUGGGAGCUGCAAGGCAUCAGGAGGUGCAAAAGUGUUUAGUUCAGGGAGUGAUCAGAUCAGGCUAGCAAGAGGGCGAAACUACUUCAUAUGUAGCAUUCCUGGUCACUGCCAAUCUGGGAUGAAGGUUUUCAUCAAUGCAGUUUAGUGUUUAAGCUAAGUGAUUAUUAUAAUUAGUUAAUUAAUGGUUAAUUAGAUGGUGGUUUGAUCUCUUUAUUAUAUGUUAAUUAGCUGGUGAUAGUUGUUAUAUGAUAAUUUGGUUAAUUAUAUGUAUGUAAAAGGAGUGUGUGUGUGUGAGUGAGGUGGCUUUGUAUUAUAUAUGAAACUUGUAUGUUUGAUUGUGUGAUGUGCUGUGUGAGAAUAUGUGAGAAGUUAUAUGAAAGAGAAUUUUUAACGUA
This is a messenger RNA of Vicia villosa (hairy vetch), 691 nucleotides long. Its product is annotated as basic blue protein-like. The record is from RefSeq and is a predicted model, not a curated record. The coding region runs from base 58 to 441 and encodes 127 amino acids. Lineage: Eukaryota; Viridiplantae; Streptophyta; Magnoliopsida; Fabales; Fabaceae. The transcript has 2 exons. Gene Ontology annotation, molecular function: electron transfer activity. Gene Ontology annotation, cellular component: plasma membrane.